AUGAGGGUAGCAUACUAUCUGCUGCCGCUGGUGGCGACACUUCUGCGGCUAUGCGGUGCUAUUGAGCUUAAUGUUAAUGACACAGACUCUAUCAAGAAUGCUUCCGCCACGAUAGCAUACGGACUUAGCUCGUGGUACCAGAACAAUCAAAGCUCGACGGCUACUACGGCUAUCGGCACUUUCAAUAGUCCUCUCUACUGGUGGGAAGCUGGAGCAGUAUGGGGAGGUCUUAUCGACUACUGGGCAUAUACCAAUGACACAAGCUACGUGCCUACAGUACAGCAGGCCUUGAUGGCGCAAGUCGGACCAGACAACAACUACAUGCCUCCAGCGUACUACUCGUCUCUGGGCAACGAUGAUCAAGCAUUUUGGGCGAUCGCAGUAUUGUCAGCCGUCGAAUAUGGUUUCCCAAUUCCCGAGGGCAAAAGCCAAAGUGUGUAUCUCGACUUGGCAGAAGCAGUCUUCAACACCCAAUGGCCUCGCUGGGAUACGACAUCCUGUAAUGGCGGUUUAAAAUGGCAAAUCUUCCAGGCCAACGCCGGGUAUGACUACAAGAACAGCAUCAGUAACGGCGGUCUCUUCCAGAUCUCGGCCAGAUUGGCGCGGUAUACCGGGAAUCAGACAUAUCUCGACUGGGCUGAGAAGACUUGGGACUGGAUGAGCGCGAUUGGCCUGAUCAGCCCAAGCUAUGAUGUAUUCGAUGGUACCGACGACACGAUCAACUGUUCACGCAUUGAUCACACACUCUGGAGUUAUAAUCCAAGUAUGCUGCUAUACGGCUCAGCUGUGCUAUACAAUUACACAAACGGCUCUCAGCUUUGGGAGAACCGGACCACGGGACUUCUUGAGGAGUGCGCCCGUACGUUCUUCACACCAUACCCAAACUCAACAGACAUCAUGUACGAACCAGCAUGCGAAUUGGAUCAAACGUGCAAUUAUGAUCAGCUUAGCUUCAAGGCAUAUCUCGCAAGGUGGCUGUCGAAGUCCGCCGUUGUGGCUCCAUAUAUCAUGAGCUCGGUAAACGCUCUACUCACUCGCUCUGCUCAAGCCGCCGCGCAGUCGUGUUCAGGCGGUCAAUACGGCAACACUUGCGGGCAGAAGUGGUAUGUCGAUGGCUACGACGGCAACUACGGCGUGGGUCAGGAGCUCAGCGCAUUGGAGACUGUCCAAUCGUUGUUGUUGCUCAGACCGGACGGCGGCAAUGCGACAAGACGAUACCCUUUCACGAGCUCAGACGUGCAGAUACAAGUCGCUGUAAAUAAUCCGACAAGUACGCUGUCGCUUCCGCCGAAGACCGCAGCCACUGCUAGAUCAACAAGUAGUGCUACCAAAGCAAGUUCCGCUGUUGAGGCUAACAGUGUGCGUAGAAGUUGCGUGACCGCCGUGUACAUUUGGACGACAAUAGCUAUGUACACGGUCACGAUGAAUAUGAUAUCGAUGGGGCAAUUGAUCGAGCGAUAA
Molecule: messenger RNA, 1461 nt
Organism: Recurvomyces mirabilis
Lineage: Eukaryota; Fungi; Ascomycota; Dothideomycetes; Mycosphaerellales; Teratosphaeriaceae
Product: i-AAA protease yme1
Exons: 3
Coding region: 1-1461 (486 amino acids)
Biological process (GO): fungal-type cell wall biogenesis; carbohydrate catabolic process
Molecular function (GO): mannan endo-1,6-alpha-mannosidase activity
Source: RefSeq, a predicted model, not a curated record